Salvia miltiorrhiza (redroot sage) is the source of this 1731-nucleotide messenger RNA. Its product is annotated as protochlorophyllide reductase-like. The transcript is spliced from 4 exons. The record is from RefSeq and is a predicted model, not a curated record. Gene Ontology annotation, molecular function: protochlorophyllide reductase activity. Lineage: Eukaryota; Viridiplantae; Streptophyta; Magnoliopsida; Lamiales; Lamiaceae. The coding region runs from base 210 to 1484 and encodes 424 amino acids.
ACAUAAAAAAUGAGAGUGAAAAUCCAAACUCGAAUUCUGAUUGGACCGUUGUGGGAUACAUUCAUCCUUCAAUCCAAUCACCACCUUAUCCAUUCCCGCUUUAAUUUCCCCCCUUUUCACGACAGCAAUUUUUUAGACACAAAUCUCCCAUUUCGACGAAUUCAUCUCAUUUUUUCGAAUUCCAGAAGAAAUUGGAUACAAAUUUCUCUAUGGCUCUUCAAGCAGCUUCGUUGUUUCCCUCUACUCUCUGCAUUUCGAAAGAGAAUAAGGGAAUUGCAAUAAAAGAGACAUCUCUGUUUGGAGCUGCGCUGCCGGCAGGAAUUAAAGCUGAAUUUAGCCCAUCUUUUCACAAGCAAGAGUUGAGGAAAAAGCUAUCAAAUGGAGCAAUCAAGGCACAAACAGCAGCCACAGCUCCGGCCACCAACCAGGCCUCCUCGGAGAGGAAGAAAACCCUACGCAAGGGCAGCGUGAUCAUCACCGGUGCAUCGUCGGGGCUAGGCCUUGCCGCCGCCAAGUCCCUCGCCGAGACCGGGAAAUGGCACGUGAUCAUGGCGUGCCGGAACUUCCUCAAGGCCGAGCAGGCCGCAAAGUCGGCCGGCAUGGCCAAGGAGAACUACACCGUGAUGCACCUCGACCUCGCCUCCCUCGACAGCGUCCGUCAGUUUGUCGAGACCUUCCGCCGCUCGGAGAUGCCGUUGGACGCUCUAGUGUGCAAUGCCGCGAUUUAUCUCCCGACUGCCAAAGAGCCGACUUUCACGGCCGAAGGGUUCGAGCUGAGCGUCGGCACCAACCAUCUUGGCCAUUUCUUGCUCGCCCGGCUGCUCGUCCACGACUUCAAGAAGUCGGACUACCCGCUGAAGCGCCUCAUCAUCGUUGGCUCCAUUACAGGGAACGACAACACCUUGGCUGGGAAUGUGCCUCCGAAGGCGAAUCUCGGGGAUCUGAGGGGCCUAGCCGGAGGUCUGAACGGCGUCGGCAGCUCCUCCAUGAUCGAUGGUGGCGAGUUCGACGGAGCAAAGGCCUACAAAGACAGCAAGGUUUGCAACAUGCUGACGAUGCAGGAGUUCCACAGACGCUACCACGAAGAAACCGGCAUCAGCUUCGCCUCGCUCUACCCCGGCUGCAUAGCCGAGACCGCUCUGUUUAGGAACCACAUUCCUCUGUUUAGGAUUCUGUUCCCACCAUUUCAGAAGUACAUCACCAAGGGCUACGUUUCGGAAAAAGAAGCCGGAGACAGGCUUGCACAGGUGGAUGUUGUUGUUGUUGUUGUUAUUGUUGCUGAUGAUGAUGAUGUUGCAUUCUUGAAACUGUUUUUGUGUGUGUUUAAGGUGGUGAGUGAUCCGAGCCUGUCGAAGUCGGGGGUGUACUGGAGCUGGAACAGGACCUCGGCCUCGUUCGAGAACCAGCUGUCGAAAGAGGCGAGUGAUGCGGAGAAGGCGCGCAAGCUGUGGGAGGUGAGCGAGAAGCUCGUUGGGUUGGCUUGACGCCGUGUCAGACUGUCUGAGGAGGCAUUUGGUUAAUGAUGAGCAAAGAAGAUCAAGAAUUCAAGUUUUAGGUUAAGAGACAGAGCCUUGUAAAACAAAUGAGUUGAAACAAUCACAAUCAAGAGAGUUUCAAAAAUGAAAAACAAGUAUCACUUUUUUUAAAGGCAAUGGGGAAGUGCCUCUCUCUCUCUCUAAGGAAAUGUAAACAUAUGAGUUUUUACAAAAGUGCGACUUUUAAAUUUAUUUA